Babesia microti strain RI is the source of this 336-nucleotide messenger RNA. RefSeq names its product antigen UB05. NCBI's taxonomy places the organism in Eukaryota, Apicomplexa, Aconoidasida, Piroplasmida, Babesiidae. Bases 1 to 336 code for a protein of 111 amino acids. The transcript is spliced from 4 exons. The record is from RefSeq and is a predicted model, not a curated record.
AUGGGUGAUGGAUAUACCGUGCAGACUUCACGGAUUCUUGACGGGGCCAUUAUGACAAUGUUCACUAUGAUAGUUAGUGCAUUUUUCCUUUACAUGUUCAAGGCUCUUUGGUUCCUACUGAACCGCAGCGAAUUUAAGUGGUUUAAAGUGGGUCUAAUAAUUACCACGAUAUUCCCUUUUAAGCAUUCAUUUGACUAUAAUUUGACACACAUAUUUCUAUUUUCAAUAUGCACGUUAAUAUUUUGUGUAAAACCUGUGGAUGAGGAGAGCGGUGCCAAAAAGGAGGGAUUUGACUUCAAGAAGAUGGUGCCAGAUAAGUUCAAAAAGUAUACCUAA